AUGGCCAUUGAUUAUGAGCAUACUUUGUUGGACUACAAAAUGCUGUCGAACUGCAAUAGGCUGGAAAAGAGGGACAGAGUGCCCCCAACUCAAAGAAAAUCAAAGAACAAACGGGAGAUUAAGGUUCGAGAUCGGCAACUGGGCUUCGCCGAAUUGCAUCCGUCCUGCUCGAGUUUCAUUCAAUUGAGCCCCGAAUCAAUUUUUGAGGCAAAUUAUAAUAAUAAUACGAACACGAAUAAAAACUCCAACGUGAGUCAAAAUGGAGACUACAGAAAUUCAGAAAACAAACCAGGAAAAAUAGAAACACCUUUCAUGUGUUCUUCCUCCAGCUCCCACUGCCUCUCCUUACUUCUACCACCACAUGUCAGUGGUCUUCGGCAGAGAGGAGAAGCCUUGGAUACCAAAAUCGAAUGCCCCAAGGUUGUACCUACAGUAUGA
Striga asiatica is the source of this 438-nucleotide messenger RNA. The record is from the annotation of a GenBank genome assembly. Lineage: Eukaryota; Viridiplantae; Streptophyta; Magnoliopsida; Lamiales; Orobanchaceae.